Messenger RNA from Galendromus occidentalis (western predatory mite), 1257 nucleotides. It is a transcript of the gene shv, whose product is annotated as DnaJ heat shock protein family member shriveled. Gene Ontology annotation, cellular component: endoplasmic reticulum. The record is from RefSeq and is a predicted model, not a curated record. NCBI's taxonomy places the organism in Eukaryota, Metazoa, Arthropoda, Arachnida, Mesostigmata, Phytoseiidae. Gene Ontology annotation, biological process: protein folding; protein maturation. Bases 72 to 1130 code for a protein of 352 amino acids. Gene Ontology annotation, molecular function: misfolded protein binding. The transcript has 7 exons.
UGAAAACGUUCUAUAGUGGUGCAUUCGGAGAUAGGUGGACUCGUAGUGUAUAUAGUAUUGCGAAAGAAAACAUGCGUUUGCUCUGUCUAGCUCUGAUACUCAGCGUCGCUGUCACUGAUGUUUUGGGAGGGAGAGAUUUCUACGACAUACUCGGAGUACCUAGGUCCGCGAAUGUCAACCAAAUAAAGAAGGCCUACAGAAAACUCGCCAAGGAAUUACAUCCUGACAAGAACAAGGACGAUCCUGCCGCACAGGAUAAAUUUCAAGAUCUUGGAGCCGCCUAUGAGGUUCUUGUCGACGCCGAGAAGAGGAAGCAGUACGAUCGCUACGGCGAGGAAGGUUUGAAGGAUAUCGGCCGUGGUGGAGGUGAUCCUUUCGCGUCGUUCUUCGGAGAUUUCGGCUUCUUCGGCGGUGACGACCGACCGAGAGAGACUCCGAAGGGCAGCGAUGUCGUGAUGGACUUGUGGGUCACACUCGAGGAGCUAUACAACGGUAAUUUCGUUGAGAUUGUUAGGAAGAAGCCGGUUUACAAACAAUCUUCUGGAACGAGGAAAUGUAACUGUCGUUCGGAGAUGGUGACUCGGCAGAUCGGACCAGGAAGAUUCCAGAUGCUUCAACAGCAAGUUUGCGACGAGUGUCCAAACCUGAAACUAGAGACCGAGGAAAGAACGCUGGAAGUGGAGAUAGAAGUUGGUAUGAGGGACGGUCAAGAGCAGCUGUUCACAGCCGAAGGGGAGCCUCACAUUGACGGUGAUCCUGGAGAUCUGAAGCUGAGAAUCAGAACAGCACCUCAUCCAGUCUUCCAGAGAAAGGGAGAUGAUCUCUUCACAAAUAUCACAAUUUCCCUCGACGACGCCUUGGUCGGAUUCGAAACAGAGAUUACACACCUCGACGGUCACAAGGUCAAAGUGAGCCGAGAUGGAAUCACGUGGCCUGGAGCCCGCAUGCGGAAGCCGAACGAAGGAAUGCCCAACUACGAGAACAACAACCGGAAAGGCACUCUCUACGUGACGUUCGACGUCAAGUUCCCGAAGAGUCCGUUCACCGAGGAGCAGAAACAAACCAUCCGAUCCCUCCUCGAGCCUGAACAUGCCGACGCUUCGGUAUACAACGGAUUAGGAUACCAUUGAAGUUCGAAUUGAGCGCUCCGGCUGACGGCUCUGAAGACAAAGCCCGUUGAUGUACAUUGUAGACAAGAAAUCUGCAGUUGAUUAUUUAUUCUGCCUCCGCUAUUGUAAAUAAACUUUUUAGGAAGGA